AUGGACGUGACGGACAUGGAGGUGGACGUGGACGUGGACCUGGAAAUGGACGUGGACGUGGACGUGGACGUGGAGGUGGACGUGUGGACAUGGACAAGGACACGAGCGUGGACGUGGACGUGGACGGACGUGGACGUGGACCUGGACGUGGACGUGGACCUGGACGUGGACGUGGACAUGGACGGACGUGGACGUGGACGUGGACAUGGACGUGGACGUGGACGUGGACGUGGACGUGGACGUGGACAUGGACGUGGACGCGUGGACGUGGACGUGGACGUGGACAUGGACGUGGACGUGGACGUGGACGUGGACAUGGACGUGGACGUGGACAUGGACGUGGACGUGGACGUGGAAGUAGAAAUGGACAUGGAAGUGGACGUGGACGUGGACGUAGACUGUGGACGUGGACGUGGACGUGGACGUGGACAUGGACGUGGACGUGGACAGGGACAUGACGUGGACAUGGACAUGGACGUGGACGUGGACGUGGACGUGGACAUGGACGUGGACGUGGACGUGGACGUGGACGUGGACGUAGACGUGGACGUGGACGUGGACUUGGACGUGGACGUGGACGUGGACGUGGACAUGGACGUGGACAUGGACGUGGACGUGGACGUGGACGUGGACAUGGACACGUGGACGUGGACGUGGACAUGGACGUGGACGUGGGACGUGGACAUGGACGUGGACGUGGACGUGGACGUGGACAUGGACGUGGACGUGGACGUGGACGUGGACGUGGACGUCGAAGUGGACGUGGACGUGGACCUGGACCUGGACGUGGACCUGGACGUAGACAUGGACGUGGACGUGGACGUGGACGUGGACAUGGACGUGGACGUGGAAGUGGACGUGGACGUGGACGUAGAAAUGGACGUGGACGUGGACGUGGACGUGGACGUGGACAUGGACGUGGACGUGGAAGUGGACGUGGAUGUGGACGUAGAAAUGGACGUGGACGUGGACGUGGACGUGGACGUGGACGUUGAAAUGGACGUGGACGUGGAAAUGGACGUGGACGUGGACGUGGACGUCGAAAUGGACGUGGACGUGGACGUGGACGUGGACGUGGACGUGGACGUAGAAAUGGACGUGGACGUAGAAAUGGACGUGGACGUAAACGUGGAAGUGGACGUGGACGUGGACGUAGAAAUGGACGUGGACGUGGAUGUGGACGUGGACGUGGACGUGGACGUGGACGUCGAAAUGGACGUGGACGUGGACGUGGACGUCGAAAUGGACGUGGACGUCGACGUGGACGUGGACGUGGACGUGGACGUAGAACUGGACGUGGACGUAGAAAUGGACGUGGACGUAGAAAUGGACGUGGACGUGGACGUGGUUGUGGACGUGGACGUGGACGUGGAGGUGGAAGUGGACGUGGACGUGGACGUGGAAGUGGACGUGGACGUGGAGGUAGACGUGGACGUGGACGUGGAGGUGGACGUGGACAUGGACGUGGACGUGGACCUGGACGUGGACGUGGACGUGGACGUGGACGUCGAAAUGGACGUGGACGUGGACGUGGACGUGGACGUGGACGUGGACGUAGAAAUGGACGUGGACGUGGACGUGGACGUGGACAUGGACGUGGACGUGGACGUGGACGUAGAAAUGGACGUGGACGUGGACGUGGACGUGGACGUGGACAUGGACGACGUGGACCUGGACGUGGACGUGGACGUGGACGUGGACGUGGACGUGGACAUGGACGUGGAUGUGGAAGUGGACGUGGACGUGGACGUAGAAAUGGACGUGGACGUGGACGUGGACGUGGACCUGGACGUGGACGUGGAAGUGGACGUGGACGUAGAAAUGGACGUGGACGUGGACUUGGACGUGGACCUGGACGUGGACGUGGAAGUGGACGUGGACGUGGACGUAGAAAUGGACGUGGACGUGGACGUAGACGUGGACGUGGACGUGGACGUGGACGUGGACGUGGACGUGGACGUGGAAAUGGACGUGGACGUGGACGUGGACGUAGAAAUGGACGUGGACGUGGACGUGGACGUGGACAUGGACGUGGACGUGGACGUGGACGUGGACGUGGACGUCGAAGUGGACGUGGACGUGGACCUGGACCUGGACGUGGACCUGGACGUAGACAUGGACGUGGACGUGGACGUGGACAUGGACGUGGACGUGGACGUGGACGUGGACAUGGACGUGGACAUGGACAUGGACGUGGACGUGGACGUGGACAUGGACCUGGACGUGGACGUGGACGUCGAAAUGGACGUGGACGUGGACGUGGACGUGGACGUGGACGUGGACGUAGAAAUGGACAUGGACGUGGACAUGGACAUGGACGUGGACGUGGACGUGGACAUGGACGUGGACGUGGACGUGGACGUGGACGUAGAAAUGGACGUGGACGUGGACGUGGACGUGGACGUGGACGUGGACAUGGACGUGGACGUGGACGUGGACGUGGACGUCGAAGUGGACGUGGACGUGGACCUGGACCUGGAUGUGGACCUGGACGUAGACAUGGACGUGGACGUGGACGUGGACGUGGGCGUGGACGUGGACAUGGACGUGGACGUGGAAGUGGACGUGGACGUGGACGUAGAAAUGGACGUGGACGUGGACGUGGACGUGGACGUGGACAUGGACGUGGACGUGGAAGUGGACGUGGACGUGGACGUGGAAAUGGACGUGGACGUGGACGUGGACGUGGACGUGGACGUGGACGUGGAAAUGGACGUGGACGUGGACGUGGACGUAGAAAUGGACGUGGACGUAGACGUGGACGUGGACGUGGACGUGGACGUGGACAUGGACGUGGACGUGGACGUGGACGUGGACGUGGACGUCGAAGUGGACGUGGACGUGGACCUGGACCUGGACGUGGACCUGGACGUAGACAUGAACGUGGACGUGGACGUGGACGUGGACGUGGACGUGGACGUGGACAUGGACGUUGACGUGGACAUGGACAUGGACGUGGACGUGGACAUGGACGUGGACGUGGACAUGGACGUGGACGUGGACAUGGACGUGGACGUGGACGUGGAAGUGGACGUGGACGUGGACGUAGAAAUGGACGUGGACGUGGACGUGGACGUGGACAUAGACGUGGACUUGGACGUGGACGUGGACGUGGACGUAGAAAUGGACGUGGACGUGGACGUGGACGUGGAGGUGGACGUGGACAUGGACGUGGACGUGGACGUGGACGUGGACGUCGAAGUGGACGUGGACGUGGACCUGGACCUCGAUGUGGACCUGGACGUAGACAUGGACGUGGACGUGGACGUGGACGUGGAAGUGGACGUGGACAUGGACGUGGACGUGGAAGUGGACGUGGACGUGGACGUAGAAAUGGACGUGGACGUGGACGUGGACGUGGACGUGGACAUGGACGUGGACGUGGAAGUGGACGUGGACGUGGACGUAGAAAUGGACGUGGACGUGGACGUGAACGUGGACGUGGACGUGGACGUGGACGUGGACGUGGAAAUGGACGUGGACGUGGACGUGGACGUCGAAAUGGACGUGGACGUGGACGUGGAUGUGGACGUGGACGUAGAAAUGGACGUGGACGUGGACGUGGUUGUGGACGUGGACGUGGACGUGGAGGUGGAAGUGGACGUGGAUGUGGACGUGGAAGUGGACGUGGACGUGGACAUGGAGGUGGACGUGGACGUGGAUGUGGAGGUGGACGUGGACAUGGACGUGGACGUGGACGUGGACCUGGACCUGGACGUGGACAUGGACGUGGACGUAGACAUGGACGUGGACGUGGACAUGGACGUGGACGUGGACGUGGAAGUGGACGUGGACGUGGACGUAGAAAUGGACGUGGACGUGGACGUUCACGUGGACGUGGACGUGGACCUGGACGUGGACAUGGACGUGGACAUGGACGUGGACGUGGACAUGGACGUGGACGUGGACGUGGACGUAAACGUCGACGUAAAAAUGGACGUGGACGUGGACGUGGACGUGGACGUGGACGUGGACCUGGACGUUGACGUGGACGUGGACGUGGACGUGUUUGCGUGGUUCAGGAGCUUGCUUGGUCCACGAAUUUGCCUGGUCCAAGAGCUUGCUGGUCUAGGAGCUUGCCUGGUCUAG
Messenger RNA from Closterium sp. NIES-65, 4089 nucleotides. NCBI's taxonomy places the organism in Eukaryota, Viridiplantae, Streptophyta, Zygnematophyceae, Desmidiales, Closteriaceae. The record is from the annotation of a GenBank genome assembly.